CUAAUUUUUAAACGGUAUGAUGUAACUUAUAAGUUAUAUCUUUUCCACAUCAUUCAGUUUGGAUUUGUCGCAGUUCGCCAAUAGACGGCGAAUGUCCAUGUCUAUGAGACAUUCACUAAUCGGCCAAUCGGCGAAUGUUGAGGGAAAAUUCGCCAAUUAUGGUGAAUGUCUAUUGAAGAAUGUCUGUUGGAGAAAGCUGAAUUGACGAAACGCGACUUUACCGCUGAUAAAAUGUUAAAUGUCACGUAGUGUGAUUUAUGUAGUAGAAUGAAAGGAGCAAAAAAUGAGAUAAAGCAAUUGAAGUAUCAAAUUUCACCUUGAUUUAGUUACUGACGAAGUGUAUCAGCGCUUUUUCCUCGAAACAUACAUGACUAUAUGUAAUCGACGAUGCUGAUUCCGAAUAUGACUAUUCAAAAUAGUCAUAUGGAAUACAACCAAAUGAAAUAGAUCAAAUCAGAGUAUUAUCAGAUGGCUCCGAUUGAAUCUGAAUCGAUUUAGAGCUCAGAGAAAUUUCGUGCUAUUCAAGUAGCCGCAAAUGUCGUGUGGACAUUCGCCAGUCGCCAAUAUGGCGAAUGUCUAUUGGCAAAAGUUGAAUUGACGAAACGCGACUUUACCUUUAGUUUAUAGUGGGUUUUGUAUAUAUUCUCAAUUUAAAAGUAGAUCACUAAAACGUUAUUUAGCAGCGUUUAGAAUUGUAAAAGCUGUUACCUGCGAUUCAGCUCUGUAGGGUUCAUCGAAAAACCGAAUUAGAUCAACGUUUUGCCAGGUCCUCUAGAGAAAUUUGAAAUCUUGUAAUAUCAUGAAUAUAUAUGAUAAGAAAAUAGAAUAUUAUUUUACGUGUCAUCUAAAGGAUUACAAUUUUGUGAAAAAUUCGUUGUAGUUAUAUAAUUUUCUCUUCUUUUUUUUCUACUAUUACAAAAAAGGUCUUGAUGUAACAUUACCAGAACCAUUACCAUUAGAUCAUAAAUUAUUAAAAUUAAAAAAUUGUGUUAUAUUACCACAUAUUGGUAGUGCAGAAACAAAUUGUGGAAAGAAAAUGGUUGAAAUUAGUAUUCAUAAUUUAAUAGAAUAUUUUGAUAAUAAAUCAAUGAUUAAUCAAAUUAAUGUCAAUUAA
Didymodactylos carnosus is the source of this 1114-nucleotide messenger RNA. Lineage: Eukaryota; Metazoa; Rotifera; Eurotatoria; Philodinida; Philodinidae. The record is from the annotation of a GenBank genome assembly.